Neolamprologus brichardi is the source of this 1014-nucleotide messenger RNA. Its product is annotated as synaptonemal complex central element protein 1. NCBI's taxonomy places the organism in Eukaryota, Metazoa, Chordata, Actinopteri, Cichliformes, Cichlidae. Gene Ontology annotation, cellular component: synaptonemal complex. The record is from RefSeq and is a predicted model, not a curated record. Gene Ontology annotation, biological process: synaptonemal complex assembly.
GUCAGUACUGCUGCUCGUGCUGCCGCCCCACCAAUGAGGAGCAAGGAGGAGAAACUUAGCGCGUCAGUUAAGCUGUCAGUUGCUCUUGUGGUUAGUUAAAGAAAACAAGGUGGUGUCAGGAUAGAGAUGAGUGAUUUCGAAGGGUUCAGCAUCGAGGACAUGAUUAAUGUGAAACCGUUGAGAGGAGGUAAACCAGCUGACGUUUCACUGCACACUGAUAAACUUCAAAACCUCGAGCCUGAUACGGUUCCGUGCACUUCAGGUGGACAAAUGCACGAGCCAAAGGUUGAACAGCUGAUCGGAAAACUCGGGAAGCUUAAACAGGGUAAAAGAGCCCUGGAAGAAGAAAUUGAGAAGAUAAAGUCAGUCAGUGACUCACUGGAGAAGGAGCUGGAAAACUUACAAACUAAAGUCUUCCAACUGGAGGCAAUCCACAAAGAAAAGGAAGAGGUGUGCAAUAAGCUGCAGUUUCAGUGUGAAGAGUCUGAGCAGGACGCUACCAGACAUUUACAACUGAAUAAGAAAACUGAGGAGCUGCUGGAGCAGUAUAGAUAUGAAAUGCAAGAUGUCAAGCUUAAACACCGGAAACUGCGGAUGAGAUUUGAAAACCUGCUUCAUCAACUGAUUGACCAGCACAAAAAUCUGCACUAUGUCUUUACUCCAGAGAGACUCCCAGAUGAAUUAAAGAGUGUUGAGAAUACAAAGAGCCAGCUGUUGGCAGCUGAAAAACUAAAGCUCACUCAGCUGCACAACCUCGAUGAGGAGCUGGAAAAGAUAAAGAACCAGAAGCAGGCUCAGGAAGCAGCUGCAGAGACUCAGGAGUAAAUUUGAAUUCUGGGUAUUUCUGAUGUUUUUUCUCAUAUCAUAUAAUAUAUGUUCUGUACGGAUAAAUUCUGGUUGAUCUCUUAGUGUUUUUCACAUAGAGACAUGCUAUAUACUGUCAUCUGUUUGAUACUAGGUUAUUUAUUGUGUUCAUAUAUUUAAAAACUAUAAAGCCUGUUUGAAUUGUUGUAA